Molecule: messenger RNA, 348 nt
Organism: Macrosiphum euphorbiae (potato aphid)
Lineage: Eukaryota; Metazoa; Arthropoda; Insecta; Hemiptera; Aphididae
Source: the annotation of a GenBank genome assembly
AUGUUGAUGGUAACUCUAAGAACAGAAAGAGACCAUGUGGCCAAUGAAUGUUUUACUAAAACUCCCAGUUAUUUUAACGAUUUAUCAAAUAGUGAAAAAGAAAUAUAUCGUCAUCUAACUCCAUAUGCUUUCAAUAAAGUUGUGAAAAAAUUCAGACUUAUAGCUAAUGUGCAGAUAAUAACAGUUGAUGAAAAUUCACGAACAGUUACCAUUCAAUCUAGUGAAGGGAUUUUAAAUACUUCUAAAUGGAAAUGUAGUUUCUCAUUUGCUACGAGUAUGAACUUACCUUGUCAUCACAUUUUCGAAGUACGACAAAUUUUUACAGUACCAUUGUACAACACAUCUUAG